This is a messenger RNA of Colletotrichum costaricense, 966 nucleotides long. RefSeq names its product dienelactone hydrolase. Bases 1 to 966 code for a protein of 321 amino acids. Lineage: Eukaryota; Fungi; Ascomycota; Sordariomycetes; Glomerellales; Glomerellaceae. Gene Ontology annotation, molecular function: hydrolase activity. The record is from RefSeq and is a predicted model, not a curated record. The transcript has 6 exons.
AUGCAAAUCACUCAACUACAACAAACCUCACUCACUGACUGUCGAUUCGACGAUUGCUUCCUCCUACUUACUCAAUCAGUCAAUUCUCAUAGACUCUUCAGAAUGCUCAUCAAGGAGUCUUACGUAGACGUGCCGACCAAGGCCGACGGCAAGGAUGGUUCCAUGAGAAUCUUCCUCUUCCACCCUUCCAUUCCAGGCUAUCCCCAGGCAUACUGCAGCAAGUUCCCCGGUGUCUGCCUCUUCUCUGAAAUCUACCAAGUGACCGGCCCCGUCGCCCGCUUCGCUCGACAGAUCGCAGGACAGGGCUACAUCGUCGCCGCGCCCUCGUCCUACCACGACUUCACCGGCCCAGAGGCCCUGGCCUACGAUGUUCCCGGCACCGACAAGGGCAACGCCUGGAAGGUUGAAAAGACCCUCGAGUCCUACGACGAAGACUCCCGCCGCACCGUAGACCACCUCCUCACCCUCCCAACCUGCACCGGCAAAAUAGGCAGCACGGGAAUGUGCCUAGGCGGCCACCUCGCCGUCAGAGCCUCCCUCGAUCCCCGAAUCACCUCCUGCGUAGCCUACUUCGGAACAGACAUCCACACCCGCACCCUAGGCCCCCACACCUCCGCAAACUCCUCCCCAACAGCCCCCGAAAACAGCACCCACACCCUAGACCUCUUCGCCACGAACCUCACCCACGCAGAGGUGGCCAUGAUCUUCGGCGUGAAAGACACCCACGUCCCCGCGGAAGGCCGCGACCUCAUCCGCGCCAAGCUCCGCGAGGCAGGCGUCACGACGAGCUUCUACGAGUUCGCGUGGGCCCAGCACGCCUUUAUCCGCGACGAGUUGAGCAAGGGACGGUAUGACCCCGCUAUUACAAAGGUCUGCUUUGAGAUUCUGCUCGAGUUGUUUGGGAGGACGCUGAAGCUGGAUUUGGGCCCCUUGGAGGGCGUUGGCGAGGUUGAGCACGUUUGCUAG